Ichthyophthirius multifiliis is the source of this 911-nucleotide messenger RNA. RefSeq lists its product as hypothetical. NCBI's taxonomy places the organism in Eukaryota, Ciliophora, Oligohymenophorea, Hymenostomatida. The record is from RefSeq and is a predicted model, not a curated record. Gene Ontology annotation, molecular function: delta(3,5)-delta(2,4)-dienoyl-CoA isomerase activity. The transcript is spliced from 3 exons.
AUGAAAAAUAAUUUACCUUCUUCAAUUUAAACAUUAAAAGGAAAAUGGAUAUCCCCUCACAUUUAUAAUUUAUAAAUAAACCGUCCAGAAAAAUUAAAUAGUAUGAAUUUCUAAUUUUUUGACGAAUUACCAUAAGCUGUAAAAUUUCUUAAUGAAUAAAAUGAAUUAAGAGUAGUAAUAUUGACUGGAAACGGAAAGCAUUUUUCAGUAGGACUAGAUUUAACUGAAUCUAUGCUUAGUCAUAUCGAUGAAAAAAAUGAUCAUGCUAGAUAAUCUAUAAUGAUAUACAGUUUAAUAAAAAAAUGGCAAAACUCAAUAUCAUCAUUAAGUAAUUGUCGUGUACCUGUUAUAGUAGGAAUUCAUAAUGCAUGCAUUGGUGGUGCUAUUGAUUUAAUUUCAGCUUGUGAUAUUAGAUAUUGCACUAAAGAUACUAAAUUUUGUAUCAAAGAAGUUGAUAUUGGAAUUUGUGCAGAUUUGGGAACUGUUUAAGUAAUUUUUUAUUUAUUUUUAAUUAUUUUUUUAUAUAAAAAGCGUAUACCUUUACUAACUGGUAAUGAUAGUAUUUUUAGAGAACUUAAUUAUACAGGAAGAACCUUUGAUUUUUAAGAAGCCUAAUAAUUAGGUUUAAUUUCUAAAAGUGUUGAAAACAAAGAUGAAAUGAUGAAAGAUUUACUUAAACUUGCUGAAGAUAUUUCAAGUAAAAGCCCUGUUGCUGUAUGGACUAUUAAAUAAUCUCUUAAUCAUGAUCUUAAUUAAAUUGUAGAAAAAAAUCUUGAUUAUAUUGCAAGGAUUAAUGCAGCAAUGUUAAAUACUACGGAUGUUUAGGAAUGUGUUAAUGCAUUUUUUUAAAAAAGAAAACCCAUUUUUCCUAAAUUAUGAUAAUUUUAUAUUUAAUUUUUAUUUUAAUUUUG